AUGACUGGGAUGAAUAGGAUGACUACAAUAAUUGGGAUGAGUGGAAUGACUGGAAUGACUGAGAUGACCGGGAUGACAAAUAUGACUGGGAUUUGUGGGAUUGCAAACAUGACUGGAAUGACUAAUAUGACUGGGAAGAAUAGCGUGACCAACGUGACUGGGAUGACGUGGAUGACCAGGUGUUCUCAAAGUUGGAUUAAGCUAAUCCAGGGAAAGCUGUUGUAACGGAUAUAUUGUACCUUAUUCUUUCUUUUCACAGUUAUUUCACCAUCAAGUGUACCACUUUUGGGAGUAGAAGUUAAUCAAUCUUACUUUGUCCAAUAAAACAACAACAACAUUAACAACAAUACAAACUAAAAAAAAACGUUCAAAAUAAAAUGCAACAUAAAAGAGCAAAAUUCCAAAAUAAAUUAAAUCAAUUACAGUUGUACUGCUUAGCCAACAUUAUUAUGGUGAAAAUAAAAUUAUUUAACCCAGGAUCAUCAGAUACUAUUAUUAGUGAGAAAGUUGCAGAAUAUAGUCAUCCAAUAUUGAGUGUAGUCCUGAACAGCAACAGCUGUUGGUGAUUCAGUGACUGGCAUGUCAAAAAGUGUAUAAAGGGAAUCAACAGGAUAAACAAAUAUUUCAUUAUUGACUUUUGAAUAAAUAAUAUUGGCACUUCAAAGCAUUCCUGUUAAACUUUGUAUGAAUUAGACAUUUUGCAUUAAAUAAAUGCUUGCAAUCGCCAGUUUAUGUCUGCAGGGAAUCACAAUACAAAGACAGCUGAAACGCACUGAAAUCUUUUUGGUUUUUAGAACAAAAAUAAUUUGAUUGAUUUGAGUGAAACUUCCAAGAGACAUGCACUUGUUGGUGAAGUACUCAUGAUCGGAAAACUUAAAUGCAGAAACUGUGGUCCUUAUAAGUUUUGUCCUGGAUUAGCAUUUAUCGGCUUUAUGACUGUGAUGACACUACUGACUGGGAUGACUGAGAUGAGUGGGAUUUUUGGGAUCACUAACAUGACUGGGAUGACUGGAAUGACUGGGAUGACUAAUAUGACUAGGAUGACUAGGGUGACUAGAAUGGCUAAGAUGACUGGGACGACUAGGCUGACUAGGAUGAUUGGGGUGACUGGGAUAACUUAG
Porites lobata is the source of this 1121-nucleotide messenger RNA. Lineage: Eukaryota; Metazoa; Cnidaria; Anthozoa; Scleractinia; Poritidae. The record is from the annotation of a GenBank genome assembly.